This is a messenger RNA of Cyphellophora attinorum, 504 nucleotides long. RefSeq names its product RNA-binding protein 8A. The transcript is spliced from 2 exons. Gene Ontology annotation, cellular component: exon-exon junction complex; cytoplasm; nucleus. Gene Ontology annotation, molecular function: mRNA binding. Lineage: Eukaryota; Fungi; Ascomycota; Eurotiomycetes; Chaetothyriales; Cyphellophoraceae. Gene Ontology annotation, biological process: RNA splicing. The record is from RefSeq and is a predicted model, not a curated record. Bases 1 to 504 code for a protein of 167 amino acids.
AUGUCGGCGGAGAAGAUGGAAGUUGACGCGGACGGCGAGAACGGCAGGUCGUCCCCCACCGAUACGAAAAAGCAGUCCUCGUCAGAAGCACGCACAAUACAAAAUGCCGUGGCCGUACGCAGUAUCGAAGGCUGGAUUGUGAUCGCAACGAACAUUCACGAAGAAGCCAGCGAGGAAGACAUCACAGAUCUGUUCGCCGAGUAUGGAGAUAUCAAGAACCUACACCUCAACCUAGACCGGAGAACGGGCUAUGUGAAGGGCUACGUCCUCAUUGAGUAUCCCACACAAGUCGAGGCGCGCGCAGCCAUCAAAGCGCUCAACGACACCAAGUUUCUGGAUCAGACCAUUCAAGUCGAUUAUGCAUUCGUUCGACCGCCACCAAAGCAGGACAAGAGUCGAGGUGCUGGCGGGAGAAGAGGCGGUCGCGAUCGUAGUCGCAGCCGAAGCCGUAGUCGAGACCGAGGACGGGAUGACGACAAGGAAGGCGAUGAUAUGAAAGAUUGA